Messenger RNA from Cylicocyclus nassatus, 294 nucleotides. NCBI's taxonomy places the organism in Eukaryota, Metazoa, Nematoda, Chromadorea, Rhabditida, Strongylidae. The record is from the annotation of a GenBank genome assembly.
AUGAGAUCUCAAUCAAGGUUUAUCGUCAAGUUGCUUCUACCUUUGAUUGUCGACAAGCCUUUGGAUUCACUUGUAGAGAAAAUGUGCCAAAGAUUUGAGUUCUGCAACAGUGCUGAGGCUACUGCUCACAACAAGCAUAUCGCUCAUUACUUUUCAUACUUUAUCUCACAACUUUGCUUGUCGGAUUCCUCAUUUUACAAGACAUUUCUGAUGACGGAGGUGCAUCUGUUGGAUCUUCUCCAAGUUCAGCACUGCCUUUGUAUUCUCUCGCCAUCAAAUUCCUACAAUCUUUGA